Dovyalis caffra is the source of this 2148-nucleotide messenger RNA. Lineage: Eukaryota; Viridiplantae; Streptophyta; Magnoliopsida; Malpighiales; Salicaceae. The record is from the annotation of a GenBank genome assembly.
AUGUCAAAUAGUGUUGCAGUGAUCGCAAAGUUUAGUGCUGUCGCAACCCAUUCCCCUGCACCCGUCAAACCUGAGUUUGGAGGUGUCAAGCUAGGCCAUUUUCAAUUCGUUGAAGAAACUAAGAAGGAAGAGCUAGGCGAAGUUAAAGAGUCCCCUGGACUGAUCUCCCACAACAACUUUUGGUACAUAUACCACAAAGGGCAGUUCUGUGCUGUUUAUUACACUGGAAGAGUAUUGAAUAUUGAUUCUACCACAAAGGUGGCGACAGAAGUUGCGGCAUCAUCAGUAAUAGAUGGUGGUCGUGGUGUUCAUCAGAAGAUUUUGGUGGUUACAGGCAAAACCCCAACCACAAAACCCGCCUCUGGUACAAGGAUGCUGCUGCAACAGACAACCUCAGUACCCAAACUUCUAGUGAAAGAUGACUUGCCAGUUCAUGGAGUGUCUGAGGUGAUUGUUGGUGUAUUGGGAGGUGGGCAAUUGGGCCGUAUGCUAUGCCAAGCAGCUUCAGAAAUGGCUAUUAAAGUCAUGGUUUUGGACCCACUUGUGAAUUGUCCAGCGAGUUCAAUUGCAUAUGAUCAUAUGGUUGGAAGCUUUGACGAUAGUGCAACAGUACAGGAAUUUGCAAAAAGAUGUGGGGUAUUGACUGUGGAGAUCGAACAUGUUGAUGUUGCUACGAUGGAGAAGCUUGAGCAGCAAGGAGUUGAUUGCCAACCGAAAGCCUCUACUAUUAGAAUUAUCCAAGAUAAAUAUCUUCAGAAGGUUCAUUUUUCUCAGCAUGGCAUUCCCCUUCCUGAGUUUAUGCAGAUUGAUGAUCUAGAAGGUGCCAAGAGAGCAGGUGACUUAUUUGGUUAUCCUCUAAUGCUCAAGAGCAGAAGGCUAGCUUAUGAUGGACGUGGGAAUGCGGUUGCUAAGAGUGAAGAGGAGCUUUCUCCUGCAGUAAAUGCUCUUGGAGGAUUUGGUCGUGGUUUAUAUGUUGAGAAAUGGACACCUUUUGUAAAGGAGUUAGCCGUCAUCGUGGCUAGAGGAAGAGACAAUUCCAUCUCGUGUUACCCUGUUGUUGAGACUAUCCACAAGGAGAACAUUUGUCACAUAGUUAAGGCUCCUGCUCAUAUACCAUGGAAGAUCAGAAAGCUUGCCACUGAUGUUGCACAUAAAGCUGUUAGCUCAUUAGAAGGUGCUGGUGUGUUUGCAGUGGAGUUGUUUUUUACCGAGGAUGGUCAGAUUUUACUGAAUGAAGUAGCUCCUAGACCUCAUAAUAGUGGUCAUCACACAAUUGAGUCCUGCUACACCUCACAAUUCGAACAGCAUUUGAGAGCUGUUCUGGGUCUUCCACUUGGUGAUUCAUCAAUGAAGACUCCAGCUGCAAUCAUGUACAAUCUACUGGGUGAAGAUGAGGAUUCUCCAUUGCAUUCAUGGGUGGGUGCUUUGGGCCUUGGGCUGGCAUUUCGUUUUGGGGAGCCUGGUUUUCACUUAGCUCAUCAGCUGAUUGGAAGGGCAUUGAACAUACAAGGGGCUAAUGUUCAUUGGUACGAUAAACCAGAAAUGCGAAAGCAACGAAAAAUGGGUCAUAUCACUAUUGUUGGCCCUUCUGUGAGCAUAGUGGAAGCACGGUUAAAAUCAAUGCUGAAGGAAGAAGGUUCUGAGAGUCAGACUGCAGUUACACCGCGUGUUGGGAUCAUUAUGGGCUCUGAUUCAGAUCUUCCUAUAAUGAAGGAUGCUGCUAGGAUUUUGAAUAUGUUUGGCGUGCCUCACGAGGUGAGAAUAGUAUCAGCACAUCGAACUCCUGAAAUGAUGUUUUCUUAUGCCUUGUCUGCUUGGGACCGAAGCAUUCAAAUCAUCAUUGCUGGUGCCGGUAUGGUAGCUUCACUAACCCCGUUGCCUGUUAUUGGUGUCCCUGUGCGUGCUUCUGCUUUGGAUGGAAUGGAUUCACUCUUAUCAAUUGUACAGAUGCCAAGGGGAGUCCCUGUUGCAACCGUGGCAAUUAAUAAUGCGACAAAUGCAGGUUUGCUAGCUGUAAGGAUGUUGGGUGUUGGUGAUGCUGACCUUCUGGCGAGAAUGAGCCAGUAUCAGGAAGAUACAAGGGACGAUGUCUUGAAGAAGGCAGAAAAACUACAAACUGAUGGUUGGGAAUCUUAUUUGAAUCCUUGA